GUUAAUGCGGUUCGGUUGAAGGAUGGCGCAGCCAGUGGUGUUGACCCUCAUUGGUUUCACCAAGAUCCACCGUCCAUGGUGGCCGGACCUAGCUUAACGAAUCCAAUAAUCUUCCCUCCAAUUCCGAUUCCGAUUCCGAUUCAUCGUCACAGACAUAGAUGAUGAAGUUGUUAAAGUUCCAGCUACACACUUCGCAUUCACAUGGUCUUUCUCUCCAAUGCCAAUGCCAUCUCCAUCGUUCCCAACCCUCAAACGCUUCAAAUACUCCAACCUUUGCAUCGCAAAGCCCCUUCUCUCUAACUCUUCCCUUUCCGAAACCGUUUCUUCUCUCGACCUUUUCCGCCUCAAGGGCAUUCGCUUACCCUCUCGCGUUCUCGCCACCCUCCUGCGUCAGUGUUCCAAAACCAGGUCUUAUCGAGAGGGAAAGUUGGUUCACCUCCAUUUGAAGCUCACAGGUUUCAAACGCCCUCCACCGCUUUUAGCUAACCAUUUGAUAUGCAUGUACUUCAGCUGCGGCGAUUUCGUUCAGGCACGCAAGGUGUUCGACAAAAUGGAGGUGAGAAAUUUGUACACUUGGAACAAUAUGCUUUCUGGAUAUGCUAAAUUGGGCAUGAUGAAGCAAGCUAGGAGCUUCUUCUAUCGAAUGCCUCAAAGGGAUUAUGUGUCUUGGAAUACGAUGGUGACUGGGUAUGCACACAGUGGCAGAUUUGGUGAGGCUUUGAGAUUUUAUGGACGGUUUAGGAGAUUGUCUAUUGGGUAUAAUGAGUUUAGCUUUGCCGGUGUAUUGAUUGUUUGUGUAAAAUUGAAAGAGCUUGAACUUUGUAGGCAGAUCCAUGGGCAGGUUUUAGUUAUCGGGUUUUUAUCCAAUGUGGUUAUAUGCAGCUCAAUUGUUGAUGCUUAUGGCAAGUGUGGGAAGAUGGAUGAUGCUAAGAGAUUAUUUGAUGACAUGACCGUGAGGGAUAUUCCUGCAUGGAUGACAUUAUUUUCGGGUUAUGCUGCAUGGGGGAACAUGGAAUCAGCUGCUGAAUUGUUUAUUCAGAUGCCUAAGGAGAAUUCUUGUUCGUGGACAUCAUUGAUCAGUGGUUAUGCUAGAAAUGGUCAGGGUCAUGAAGCACUUGGAGUGUUUAGAAAGAUGAUCAGGCAUCAAGUUAGACCUGAUCAAUGUACAUUCAGUAAUUGCCUCUUUGCUUGUGCCACUAUUGCUUCACUGAAGCAUGGGAAACAAAUACAUGCGUUUUUGGUGCGAAAUAACAUCAAACUUAAUACUACUCUCAUUAGUGCAAUUGUUGACAUGUAUGCAAAAUGUGGAAGCAUAGAAACUGCCAGGCGAGUUUUUAAUUUCAUUGGAAAUAAGCAAGAUGUAGAGUUGUGGAACAUGAUGAUAUCAGCUCUGGGUCACUAUGGCUAUGGUAUAGAAGCAGCUAUGAUGCUAAAUGAUAUGCUAAGAUCAGGAGUGAAGCCAAAUAGGGCUACUUUUGUUGUCAUUCUUAAUGCUUAUUGUCAUUCAGGUCUUGUUCAGGAAGGGCUUCAGUUUUUCACGUCCAUGACUUGUGAGCAUGAUGUUGUCCCUGACCAAGGACACUAUGCAUGCUUAAUUGAUCUUUUGGAUCGAGCUUGGUAUUUUAAAGAAUCAGUGAAGGAUCUGCAAAUGAUAGAUUGUAAUCCAGGGAACCAUGUUUGGAAUUCUUCAAUUGGUGUAUGUAGAAUGCAUGGAAAUACAUAUUAUGGAAGAGAAGUAGCUGCAUUCCUUAUUAAAUUGCAGCCGCUCUCCUCUGCUGCCUACACAUUACAUUCAAGUAUAUAUGCUGCACUUGGGAAAGGGAAACUGGUUGAGAAAACCAGACAUAUUUUGGAUGAGAAAUGUGUGAGGAAAGAUCAGGCCAUUAGUUGGAUUGAAAUUGAUAAUAAAGUUCAUACUUUCACCGUAUUAGAUGGGUCACACCCUCUGAAGGAAACAAUAUACUCAUCUUUGGGGCACUUGAGUAACCACAUGGAGGACCAUGCCCCAUUACUUAGCUUCCAAAUGUGAAAGUUAGAGAAAAAUUUUUUUCUGGUAGAUCAUUUUUUGUAGAGCAGGAAUAUAUUUUCCAUUUAUUAAGUUUUUAUUCUUUUUCUUUUUUACUUUCUCUUUACUGAUCCUAGAUUUUGCUGAGUUUAACUUCCACGUUGGUAUACUUAAAAGAUGUUGCCUCAAAGGAAAACUGAGGAAUGAGAACAGGGGUGGGUAGAACCAAAGAAGACAGUUCAUUUUCAUGAAUGAGUUUUUGCUUCCUUUUCUUACCCAUUAUUUUGUUUGUAUUUUUCUCCAACGGAAUAAAAUAAGAAAA
This is a messenger RNA of Abrus precatorius (Indian licorice), 2327 nucleotides long. RefSeq names its product pentatricopeptide repeat-containing protein At2g21090. NCBI's taxonomy places the organism in Eukaryota, Viridiplantae, Streptophyta, Magnoliopsida, Fabales, Fabaceae. The record is from RefSeq and is a predicted model, not a curated record. Bases 218 to 2029 code for a protein of 603 amino acids. Gene Ontology annotation, molecular function: RNA binding; protein binding. The transcript has a single exon. Gene Ontology annotation, biological process: RNA modification.